Messenger RNA from Asparagus officinalis (garden asparagus), 742 nucleotides. RefSeq names its product 60S ribosomal protein L27-3. The transcript has a single exon. Gene Ontology annotation, molecular function: structural constituent of ribosome. NCBI's taxonomy places the organism in Eukaryota, Viridiplantae, Streptophyta, Magnoliopsida, Asparagales, Asparagaceae. Gene Ontology annotation, biological process: translation. The record is from RefSeq and is a predicted model, not a curated record. Gene Ontology annotation, cellular component: ribosome; cytosolic large ribosomal subunit. The coding region runs from base 96 to 503 and encodes 135 amino acids.
GGUUUCCUCCCAUCGAGUCCCCCGCCCCCCUCUCUCUCUCUCAUUGCAGGAGCGCCAGCAGCUGCGCGAGAGACAACCCCCCAAAGCCCUCAGCAAUGGUGAAGUUCCUGAAGCCAAACAAGGCGGUGAUCCUCCUCCAGGGCCGCUUCGCCGGCCGCAAGGCCGUAAUCGUCAAGAACUUCGACGACGGCACCCGCGAGCGCGCCUACGGCCACUGCCUCGUCGCCGGCAUCGCCAAGUACCCUAAGAAGGUGAUCCGCAAGGACUCGGCCAAGAAAACCGCGAAGAAAUCCAGGGUCAAGGCGUUCCUCAAGGUCGUGAACUACUCCCACAUCAUGCCGACGAGGUACACGCUCGACGUGGAUCUCAAGGACGUCGCGACCCUCGAUGCGCUGCAGACACGUGACAAGAAGGUGGCGGCGUGCAAGGAGGCGAAGCAGAGGUUUGAGGAGAGGUUCAAGACUGGGAAGAACCGGUGGUUCUUUACCAAGCUCAGGUUUUGAGGAACCAGGUAUCUUGAUCUCUUGGUUUGGGUCGUUUAGGGUUUUAUUUUCUUGAAAAAUGCUAUUGUCGUUUAAAGAAGAGUGCUGUCUUAUUGAGAUCUGGAUGUUGAGUAUUUGUAGUUUUGGGUUUGCAUCAUUUUAAUAGAUCGCAUGCUUUAUUAUCUUUUAUGUCUGAGGACCUACUUUGAUCGAGAACAUGCUGUUGAUGGUUUUGCAAUUAAUGGUGAUCGAUUCAAGAA